GUUAUUUACCAAUUACCAGACCAGAAGAAAGCAUACGUUGCAGUAUCACUAGCCAUAAGAUCAUGAUCAUGAUCAUGGCAUGAAAUUAAAUGUUUUCCCUUUCCCUUCACAAUAUACGAUUAUCUAUCAUUUAACUUCAAUUUGUUACUUUCGAUUGAUGAUUUAUUCUUCUUCUUCAAAUCAAAAAACAACUUCCUUAAUUUCUAAGCCGAAAUGUGGCACCGUUUAUCAUCAUCAUCAUCCAAACUCAACCUCAGAACUUGUGCUUCAGGGUUAGGGUUUCUUACACGAUCAUUCUCCUCUGAACCGGGAAAGAGAUUCGCUGCGUUAUGGGGCAACGGUGAUUACGGUAGAUUGGGUCUCGGUAAUUUGAAUUCUCAAUGGAAACCUGCUAUUUGCACCUCCUUCCAUAAUCAAAACGUUCAAGCAAUUGCUUGUGGUGGCGCUCACACGCUAUUUUUAACAGACAAUGGAUGUGUUUAUGCUACUGGUCUCAAUGAUUUUGGACAGCUCGGUACAUCGGAGAGUAAACCCUACUCAGUUGUGCCACUUCAAGUUUUUGGGCACGAGAAGAAAGUUGUACGGAUCUCUGCUGGUUAUAAUCAUUCCAGUGCAAUAACAGUGGAUGGAGAACUGUACAUGUGGGGAAAGAAUACAACUGGGCAGCUUGGACUUGGAAAAAAGGCUCCCAACAUAGUUCCUUUGCCAACUAAAGUAGAAUACUUGGAUGGAAUCACCAUUGAAAUGGCUGCUCUGGGUUCUGAGCACUCACUGGCUAUUAGUGAUGGAGGAGAGGCCUAUAGUUGGGGAGCAGGAGCGUCUGGUAGACUUGGUCAUGGUCAUGAGUCAAGCAUACUAGGAUUCUUCAAAAGUUACAGUGAAUACAGCCCAAGGCUUAUAAAGGAUCUUGAAGGAAUCAAGGUAAAAUAUGUAGCUGCUGGGAUGCUGACCUCUGCUUGUACUGAUGAAAAUGGAUCUGUGUUUAUAUUUGGAGAUAAAGGGAUUGACAAAUUGCUCUUGAAGGGGACGAGCAAUACAACAAAACCAUCGUUGAUCAGUGAACUUCCAUACGCUGAAGAAGUUGCUUGUGGUGGCUAUCAUACCUGUGUCUUGACAAAUUUUGGUGAACUUUAUACUUGGGGUUCAAAUGAAAAUGGCUGCCUUGGCAUAGGGUCCUCAUAUGCCAUUCAUCUACCUGAAAAGGUUCAAGGGCCAUUCUUGGAGUCUUCUGUUGUUCAGGUUUCUUGUGGCUGGAAACAUACAGCUGCCAUUUCUGGGGGAAGAAUCUUCACAUGGGGUUGGGGAGGUUCAAAUGGAACUUUUUCUGACGAUGGACAUUCUUCAGGUGGACAAUUGGGUCAUGGAAGUGAUGUGGAUUACAUAAACCCUUCAAGAGUUUGCUUUGCAGAAGACGUGAAAGCAUUGCAAGUUUCAUGUGGUUUCAAUCAUACAGGUGCUAUAUUUGAGUAUGCAUAGGUUUGGCUGCUCUGGGAAUUCAUAAUUAUUUGUAACCCAUAGAAAACAAUCAGAAAAAACAGUAAUUCAUGCGCCCCGUGUAUCUUUUAUAGAUCACCAUAUUUGCAGAAUGUAUAACCCCACCCAUCCAAGAGGCUCCAGGAAAUUGCAGCACCCCUUAAGUGAGGGUGAGGCAUAUAUUGUCCAUUGUUGUAUUUUAUCAUUCUUUUCACAAGAAAACAAAAUCACACAUAUAUAGUUGCAAAUAGAACUUCCUUGAUGUACAAAACUUAUGAAAAGAAAACUGCUUCAAAUAAGAAGUGUAUGCAAAUGAUGCUAGAGUUAGGAUUUAUUUUGUUUUUGUUAUUUGUGUGGCUAAACUGAGUUACUCAUGUCCUUUGUUCUGUUCCUCAACAAAAGUUAGUGGGAUGCUUGAAUGAUCAUAGUUGGUGAUGAUGCAAUCAUAUAAGCCUUUAUCAUCUAAA
Molecule: messenger RNA, 1940 nt
Organism: Medicago truncatula (barrel medic)
Lineage: Eukaryota; Viridiplantae; Streptophyta; Magnoliopsida; Fabales; Fabaceae
Product: probable E3 ubiquitin-protein ligase HERC4
Exons: 14
Coding region: 214-1476 (420 amino acids)
Source: RefSeq, a predicted model, not a curated record